AUGUUUGACAACUCUCACUACCCCUUCAACUGCUUCAACUAUGAUGGAGACGGAUACCCUUCAUCCAGCACGGACGAGGAGAAGAAGAUGUGCAGACCUGCAUACAGCUACAUAGCUCUGAUCGCCAUGGCGAUCCAGCAGAGCCCCGAUCAGCGUGUCACUCUGUCAGGAAUCUAUGAGUUCAUCAUGAAGAGGUUUCCUUAUUAUCGCUCCAACCAGAGAGCCUGGCAGAACUCCAUCAGACACAACCUGUCGCUCAACAGCUGCUUCAUCAAGGUUCCUCGGACAGAAGGAAACGAGAAGGGAAAAGGAAACUUCUGGACUUUUGCCACCGGUUGUGAAUCGAUGCUCGACCUCUUUGAAAAUGGAAACUUCCGGCGUCGGCGCCGCAGGAGGAACAUGAAAAUCGGUUUCCGGGACACAGGAGAAACACAUUUCCACCCUUUGGAGAGCCGGACCAAUCAGCACGCACCUGCAGCUCGGUGCCCCGGACCUGACUCCGUCCUCUGCCCUGUGACCCCCGAGAGGCCGAGGCCGGGGCCGCAGCAGGACCAGCUGAACCUGAACCCCACCCAGCCGGGGAAACCUGAGUCAGAGAUCAAGUUUAGUAUUGACUACAUCCUGUCGACUCCAGAUCCCCCGCUGCUCAGAUCCUCCCACAGCGCCAUUCACAUGGCAAACACAGGGCCACCGGUACACGUUCUGGAGCCUCAGCAUCUGAACCUGCACUUCUGGACUCUGUGAGAGGAGAGGAAGUCAAAAACUGAACUCAUCCUUCAUUAUCAGCGAGUUUAAACCUGGGAGGUACUGAGACGAAGACUUGAGAGAAAACCCAGAUGAGGAAUCUAACUUAAAAAUGAAAGGGAAGAACAAAGUGUACAGGUACGGUCUGUGAGAGAGGACAAACAUCUUUAAAAGAAACAUUUUACUGUUUAAGAUUUAAGGAUAAAAUGUGAAUAACACAAAACAACAGUAAAUAUUCAUAUCGUCAUUGUACUGU
Cheilinus undulatus (humphead wrasse) is the source of this 1000-nucleotide messenger RNA. RefSeq names its product forkhead box L3 (gene foxl3). The record is from RefSeq and is a predicted model, not a curated record. Lineage: Eukaryota; Metazoa; Chordata; Actinopteri; Labriformes; Labridae. The transcript has 3 exons. Bases 1 to 744 code for a protein of 247 amino acids. Gene Ontology annotation, biological process: cell differentiation; regulation of transcription by RNA polymerase II; anatomical structure morphogenesis. Gene Ontology annotation, molecular function: DNA-binding transcription factor activity, RNA polymerase II-specific; RNA polymerase II cis-regulatory region sequence-specific DNA binding.